This is a messenger RNA of Fusarium venenatum, 435 nucleotides long. NCBI's taxonomy places the organism in Eukaryota, Fungi, Ascomycota, Sordariomycetes, Hypocreales, Nectriaceae. The record is from RefSeq and is a predicted model, not a curated record.
AUGUGGCCUGUCUAUCGUCCAGGCCACCCAGACGCACAAUCUUCGCGCGGGGAGAGUGAAGGAGGGGAAGGCGGUCAUACUGUAGAUCUUCAUCUUGCUGUGUGUAACCACAGGCUUGAUGAUGCCCUUCUCCUCGAGGUCGGCAAGGCACUGUCGGGCCAGAGAACCGUUGAUCUUCAUUCGGUCGACGAGGGUGGCGAUAGUGACCAGACGGUAAGACUGAACAUCCUUGUAGAGCUUCUCGGAGGUGGUCUUGUCGAGGACGACGGCGUGCUGGGCCUUGUCCUUGACCUUGCCCUUGGACCUUUGAAAAUGGGUAAGUAUUUGAUAUUCGGUGACGAUGGUCGUUACGCUUCAAACAUACCACUUCUUCUUCUGCUUCUUUGCGGCGGGGGCCUGAAAUCGAGAGUCAGUCAAACCAUCAUUGUAUUUUAA